Messenger RNA from Cataglyphis hispanica, 3394 nucleotides. Its product is annotated as zinc finger protein 665-like. Gene Ontology annotation, molecular function: DNA-binding transcription factor activity, RNA polymerase II-specific; zinc ion binding; RNA polymerase II cis-regulatory region sequence-specific DNA binding. The coding region runs from base 674 to 2995 and encodes 773 amino acids. The record is from RefSeq and is a predicted model, not a curated record. Gene Ontology annotation, cellular component: nucleus. NCBI's taxonomy places the organism in Eukaryota, Metazoa, Arthropoda, Insecta, Hymenoptera, Formicidae. The transcript is spliced from 3 exons. Gene Ontology annotation, biological process: regulation of transcription by RNA polymerase II.
AACACGUAUGGCGAUUGGUUGAUUUCUCCGCAAAUAUUCAAAGAAACUUUUAGAUGAAAUGUACACAACAAAUUAUGUCUUAUAUAAUUGCAGAGCCCCGAUGCUCUCGCCAGCGCCAGCUUUAUUUAAACGACAGAUAUAUCCUUCAUUUCGUAUUCAGAGAGAGAGAGAGGAGAGAGAGACAGCAAGUCACCGCGCAGACAAUUAAUCGAAAUCGUCAAUAUAAUUUAUAACUAAUUGUGAGAGACCCUCGGCAAUUCAUACGUCGCACAUAUCUAUACACUCUCGACUGUUCUUUGUAUUGACCCACCCACACCCCCAUUUGCGGAGCAUUCGUCCUCAGAUUGCUCUCAACUUUCACGGCCGAUCGUCGUCGGAGGAGACAAAGAGCCAAGUCGAGCGUCAAAUAUCUAUUUGCCUGCUCCGGCUCGUCGUCGAGUAUCGUCGAGAAUCAACGGAUCGAUCAUGCGACAGCGCAUAUUGUGUUUCUGUGCGAUGCGAGGUCGUCGCGGGAACGCAGCGCCCUGAGAAAGGAAAAGGGAUCCGCGAGCGAGGAUCUCGGACGGACGGGACUGUCAGAUUGAUCGCGUAUCCGCCUGGGCGUCACUGGAGGCGUAUCGAUAACACCGUGGCAUGUCCCGACGACGUGCAAACGUACCGAAAGAUAAGACUUAUGACAGGUGAAUGUUAUAUCUUGGAUGGAACAAUGACUUCGAGUUACUUUGCUUUGCCGAUUAAUAUGGACAGAGUGUGCAGGAUUUGUCUCACCGAGGGUACUAAUCUAUCGCCGAUCUUCUCAACUAAUCAGGAAGUAAACAAUUUCUCAGGUCUCUCUCAGAAGAUACAAGUCUGUGGUUCAAUUGAGAUACAUGAACAGGAUGGAUUACCUUCUUUAAUAUGCGACGUUUGUAUUUAUAAGGCGAGCGUUGCACACGAGUUCAGACAGCAGUGUCAACAUUCCGAUACAAGAUUACGCAUGUAUUAUAAUAAGCCUGCCAAAUGUAAUAUUACGGAUUCUUACACACAGACGGAUCUACAAACGAGACUUGUGCUAUCGAAAAAGUCAGAUCAUAUUGAAGAGGAUUAUUUUGUGAAACAAGACAUGCAGGUGGUUGCAAAUCCACAAGAAUACAUCCAAUCCACUGAUUCGUUUUCUAGAAGCGAAAUCAAUCUAAAUACCAAUCAAAUUCAUAUGUCAGAUGACAAGCUGUUUAUAUGUUCUAUCGGAUUUGAAGGGAGUAAAGAGGAAGCAAAGGAUUCUUGCAUAUCAGAGAGCGAGGUUCACCAGAUGACAAUUGUGCAGGAAGAUGUGCAAGAAGAUACAUCUAACAUUAUGAAUCUACAAAAUAAAGAUGGCGAGACCAAGGAAAUUGAUCAGUAUGUAGAGAAAGACAGUACAGAACAAGAGGAGUUUGUCAGCGAGAACAUACCCAAUGAUAAUGUAGAAGAGGAAGAGAGCAUCCCACAAAAACGUGUGUCCAUGAGAAAAACGAAAUUAGCAUCGACUAAGACAUAUAGCGAUGACGAGAUUGGUGACAAUUAUUACGAGCAGAGCAGCGACAGUCAAGAUUCAAUAGAGUUAAAGUUUAAAUGCAAGGUCUGUUCCAAAAAAUAUGCCACGCAAAAAGGUUUGAAGAAGCAUUCGCUGGUCCACGAAAAAAAGUACAAAUGCAACGUCUGCUUAAAGAUGUUUUACAAACAGGAAAACAUGGAGAAUCAUCAGAAGAUACAUGCGUCGAAGCCGCAUGCGUGUCAACUCUGUCACGCGUCAUUUUCGAAACCCCAGAGUCUCGUGAGACACCUGAAAUCUCACACAGAGAAGGUAAAUGAUAUGAUCAAGCAGAUCAAUACGAAUGAGCGAAAGGAUAAUAAGGAACCGAAGAAAGAGCUCAAAAGCGAAGAUGACACUGACGACGAGACUGGACCUGCGAACGAAACGGAUGAAUUCGAGAACGCGCCUGAGUUGUACAAAUGUGAGAUUUGUAAUCAAUAUUGUUCAUCUCUGAAGAAUUUGAGGAGGCAUGCCCUCAUGCACGGCGAUAAGAAAUACUCAUGUACCGUAUGUAAGAAAUGGUUCUUCAGGCCGGAUACGUUGAAGAAACACGCGGAGAAGCAUGGACAUGGAUUAUUGGACAAUCUGGCGGAUGACAAUAAGCUAUAUGAUUCGGAUGACGAUGAUAUGCCCGUUAAUAACACAGUGGAUCCCAUGCCAGAGAAUGAAAAUGUCAAGAGAGAGGAAAGUGAUGAAGAGGGGUCUGGGGAAUACAAGUGCCAGCACUGUGACAAAGUCAUGGCCACCAAAAAAGGUUUGCGACGGCAUGUGUCAAUGCACAAACCGAAGGCCGAACCCGUGACUUGCGACGUCUGCAGAAAAGUCUGCGCUAGUCAGGCUCGUCUCAUUCUCCAUCAAAGAACGCACAAACCGAAGGAGAAGGUGCCGCGCGAAUACCUGUGUCACAUUUGCAGCAAGGUAUAUCCAAGCAAUUCAUCUCUUACAUAUCACAUGCGAACUCAUACAGGCGUUAAACCACACGUGUGCAAGACAUGCAAUAGCGGCUUCACGACGACGACGAGUCUGGCGAAUCACAUUCGUAUUCAUACGGGCGACAAGCCGUUCGUCUGUCACGUAUGUAGUGCCGCAUUCGCUGUGAGUUCGGCCUUUCGCAGACAUCUAACCCGGCACACUGGUGAAGCAAAUUAUUUGUGCAAAACGUGCGGCAAGGCCUUCAAGCGGCUCAGCACGCUGAAGGAACAUACAUACACCCAUUCUGGCGAGAAGCCAUACGUAUGUAAGACAUGCGGCGCCGCGUACAGUCACAGCGGCAGCCUCUUUGCGCAUCAGAAGCGCUGCCGCGUCCAGUACGGCGAGGUGAUUGUCGACGAUCAUAAUCAUCAUCACAUACCCCACUCGGUCGCUCAUAUUCACGUGAAUAUGAAUAACGUAAAUAACGGAGCAGGAGUACGACCAGUCGCUGUGAUAGGUCAAAUGUUCUAAGAAAGACCAAACGGUGUGUCGCGUAGACUUUUAAUGUCAUUGGCGAGUAAUUAUGAUAGAAUGCUACUGAUGCAGCUGUAAAUCCUAUGUGUUGAAACAAUAAGUGUGCGCACAUGUAGAAAUUACACAUCCUCUGUAAAUAUACAUACAGUUCUUUUUUGAUAAAACAUUCUUUGAGUAUACUUUGCACUUACAAGGCUGUUGCAUGCUAGUGUUUUGCUUUUAGAAACAUAAUAAGUGAUGUCAUUGAAUUAUAAAUAUAAUGAAAUUGACACAUUAUGAAGAAUGAAGUUUUCCAAAUAAAAUGUAAUAAAUUGCUAUUAUUAAAAUCGCGAACUAUUUUUUUAUUAUUUGUGAUGUCAUAAGUAUAAAUAUAUGGGCGCUGCGCAUACAUCAAUA